Molecule: messenger RNA, 1191 nt
Organism: Penicillium chermesinum
Lineage: Eukaryota; Fungi; Ascomycota; Eurotiomycetes; Eurotiales; Aspergillaceae
Product: urease accessory protein UreD
Exons: 1
Coding region: 1-1191 (396 amino acids)
Molecular function (GO): nickel cation binding
Source: RefSeq, a predicted model, not a curated record
AUGCGUCAACCUGCAAUGCCCAUACGUUCACCCUUUGAGUCUUCCAUAGCGAAGCCGGGUCAAGGCAACGUCGUCCUCUCUUUACUUCCGCCCAAUAAUCCUACCCUCACAACCCUUACCUACAAAUACCCAUUGAAGCUGGUCCCGCGGGCACCAGGCUUCGUCCCUACCCCUGAGCCAGAUGCACUAUCAGAUUCUUGUCCAUCAAGGCCAAUCCAUCUCUAUCUUCUCACGUAUGGCGGCGGCCUGCUACCCGGAGACCAUAUCGAGGUCUCGAUCAAGCUGGAUCCAAAGACAAGAAUGGUGGUGACGACUCCGCAAGGGAGCACCAAGAUCUUCAAAACAGAGCCGAACAGCGACUCCGGUGUCAGUGUCAUCAAAGGACACCGAAAGAAAAUGCCUGCCAAUGACCACCUAUCAGAUAUGAGCCAGCAGUCAUUAGAUGUGCGCAUUGGGCGGGAAGCUGCUCUCUGCUACUUACCAGACCCAUCCGUCCCAUACAAAAACAGCCGCUACGCUCAAUUGCAGACAUUUACUGUCGAUGCAGCCGCAAAAGGCAAUCAGCGAAGCAGCUUGUGUGUGCUGGACUGGGUAACUCAAGGUCGUACGUCGCGCGGUGAGAAUUGGAACUUCCAUUUCUGGAAAGGCCGCAACGAAGUCUGGGCAAUGGAUGACAAGACUGGCAAAAGCCGGCUUUUACUGCGUGACUCAGUUAUCUUGGAUGACGAGAGCGAAGAUCUGGGUUCGGACUCCGAGAAUGAGAGUCUGGAAGCCAGCGAGGAAGCCGAGCUCAAAAGUCACUCCCUUCAUACCAACACACCUCCACAGCAGGCAGGUUUGGUGCCAUUGAACGUCAUUCAAGAACGAACACGCCCGCAUGGAGUCGUAGGCACGCUUAUUCUAUCUGGUCCUGUUUUUGAUAGCCUCGGUGCCUAUUUUAUGCACCAAUUUACCUCACAGCCGCGUAUUGGCAGCCGGAAUUGGUCCUCUACGUCCUCGUCUGCACCUGAACCUGCGCUUAGUACGGUGGGUGAUGUGACUUGGACUGCGGCUCGUGUGCGGGCAGGCUUUGUGUUAGUCAAGUUCGGCGCCAAGGACUUCGAAACAGCCAAGCACUGGCUCGGCGGUCUCCUUCGAGAAGAGGGGAGUGUCGCGCGUGAAUUUGGUGAAGAGGCCCUCUUCUGUCUUUAA